UAACGAGUAUCAUGUAGUAGGACCACAGAAAGAGCGACACACACCGUUCGCUUCUGGGAGCCGCUCGUAGCAAGCGCUAGUAAGGUCGGCGUGUCCUCGGUUAAAAACCGAUACCUAUUUUGUUCAAAAUGAUGUCAAUCGCUGCUCGUCGCAGCGCUAUCGGGACUUGCCUGCAAUUCACAAAACCCGCGGUUAAUGCUUCGGUGUUUUCUCGACUUGUCAAGGAUUUCGUCCCCGCGGCUAGUGCUAAUGGCGCUACUGGAAUCCGACUCGCCCACACGGACAUCAAGGUUCCUGACUUCUCAGACUACCGACGUCCCGAAGUACAGGACCCCAAUAAGUCCUCUCAGGACAGUAGCGAAGCAAGAAAGGUGUUCUCCUACCUAGUCACCGGGGCAACUACUGUGGUGACCGUCUAUGCUGCCAAAACGGUUGUCAGCCAGUUUGUGUCAUCUAUGAGUGCUUCUGCUGAUGUCUUGGCUUUGUCCAAAAUCGAAGUCAAGUUGGCUGAUAUUCCCGAGGGCAGGAAUAUGACCUUCAAGUGGAGAGGAAAACCCCUGUUUGUACGCCACCGCACGGAGAAGGAGAUUGCUACAGAGGAGGGUGUGAACCUGGGAGAGCUGCGUGACCCCCAGCACGACAAGGAUCGGGUGCAAAACCCCAAAUGGGUCAUUGUCCUUGGUGUGUGCACCCAUCUGGGGUGUGUGCCCAUUGCCAACGCAGGAGACUAUGGAGGCUACUACUGUCCUUGCCACGGCUCCCACUACGAUGCAUCUGGAAGAAUUAGGAAGGGUCCUGCCCCUCUUAAUCUGGAAGUGCCAUUUUAUGAAUUUGUUGACGAAGACACGGUUGUUGUGGGUUAGGUUAGACCCCUAACUGCUUCAUUCCUUAUGUGUGUAUAUAAAUGGGUCUGUCUUGGAAACUGAGGUGGGAUAAACAGCCAAUAUACCUUAAUAAAAGUAUAUUUAUGCUACCGCAA
Molecule: messenger RNA, 979 nt
Organism: Gadus macrocephalus (Pacific cod)
Lineage: Eukaryota; Metazoa; Chordata; Actinopteri; Gadiformes; Gadidae
Gene: uqcrfs1
Product: cytochrome b-c1 complex subunit Rieske, mitochondrial
Exons: 2
Coding region: 129-863 (244 amino acids)
Biological process (GO): mitochondrial electron transport, ubiquinol to cytochrome c
Cellular component (GO): membrane
Molecular function (GO): 2 iron, 2 sulfur cluster binding; quinol-cytochrome-c reductase activity
Source: RefSeq, a predicted model, not a curated record